Molecule: messenger RNA, 1177 nt
Organism: Oryza brachyantha (malo sina)
Lineage: Eukaryota; Viridiplantae; Streptophyta; Magnoliopsida; Poales; Poaceae
Product: nudix hydrolase 14, chloroplastic
Exons: 6
Coding region: 10-987 (325 amino acids)
Biological process (GO): ribose phosphate metabolic process; nucleoside phosphate metabolic process
Molecular function (GO): ADP-ribose pyrophosphatase activity; ADP-glucose pyrophosphatase activity
Source: RefSeq, a predicted model, not a curated record
UCUCGCGAGAUGAUGUCGGCGGCGGCGGUUGCUCGUCAGUGUCUGCUUGGCCUCCGACGAGCGGCGCCCCCUCUUCCUCCCCUCCUGAGCACGCGCGCUCCGUACCGCUCCCGCCGGCGCGGCGCGCGGAUGGCCUCGUCGGGUGACGACGCGCCGCGGCCCAGCACCACCGUCGCGGUGCCCGGCGCCGCGGGCCCCGUCCGCGUCGUGGCCGCGCGGGGCCUCACCGAGGAGGGUUUCACGAGGGCGGUGGAGUCCGCGCUGUUCAGGCAGUGGCUGAAGAACCUGCAGGAGGAGAAGGGGGUGCUCACCCACGGGAGGCUCGACCUGAGGCAAAUCCUCAUCCAGGGGAUCGACAUGUUUGGGGAACGCGUGGGCUUUGUGAAGUUUAAGGCUGACAUCGUCGACGAGGAGACCAAAGCUAAGGUUCCAGGAAUCGUGUUUGCAAGAGGACCUGCUGUUGCUGUGUUGAUUCUCUUGGAGUCUAAAGGGCAAACUUAUGCUGUUCUUACAGAACAGGUUAGAGUUCCUGUUGGAAAAUUUAUACUGGAACUACCUGCUGGGAUGCUAGAUGAUGAAAAAGGUGAUUUUGUUGGCACUGCAGUCCGUGAGGUUGAAGAAGAAACUGGUAUUAAGCUAAACUUGGAGGACAUGGUUGAUCUUACUGCACUACUGAACCCUGACACUGGAUGCAGGAUGUUUCCUUCACCUGGUGGCUGCGACGAAGAGAUUGGCCUGUUCCUGUACAGGGGUCACGCCGACGAGGACACCAUUACGGCUCUCCAAGGGAAGGAGACCGGGCUACGCGACCAUGGCGAGCUGAUCAAGCUGCGGGUGGUGCCGUACAGCCAGCUGUGGCGCUCCACCGCCGAUGCCAAGGCGCUCAGCGCGAUCGCCCUGUACGAGAUGGCCAUGAAGGAAGGCCUCCUGCCGUCGUCUCCGAGGACCUCUCGCCGCCGGGGCAGCUCGCCGACGGCCAACUUGUAAGAGCCGUGCGUUUUGUCACAAUAGCUAGACAUCGCUGGAGUCUGUUACUUGAAUACAGCAGCAAGAUGGGCGACAUGUGUAAAUGACUAAUUCCAUUUCCAUUUUGCAUGACAUGCAUUGGACAGUCAGACGCUCAGAAUUGUCCAAAGAUGACAAUACUGAACUUCUAUAUGAGACAGUACAUUUUUCA